This is a messenger RNA of Planococcus citri (citrus mealybug), 5830 nucleotides long. RefSeq names its product ejaculatory bulb-specific protein 3-like. The coding region runs from base 600 to 1061 and encodes 153 amino acids. Lineage: Eukaryota; Metazoa; Arthropoda; Insecta; Hemiptera; Pseudococcidae. The transcript has 2 exons. The record is from RefSeq and is a predicted model, not a curated record.
UACGACGACGACUACGACGACGACGACGAUGAGGCACCUACCUAUAUGUAAACGUAGGUAAACGUAAACCCGAAGUUAGUGAAGGGAGGACGAGAAAGGAAGACUCACUUGACAACAAUAUUUUGGCCAAAGAGACGAGCAAUAAGUUUAUGGACAUAGAAAGAAAUACAGAGACACAACAGACAUCGGACUUGCGAACUAGAGAGAGACAAAAACCACCAGUACGAAGCUCUCUAUAUACCUAGGUUAACAUUGACCGUAGUAUCCUUUGAACCGCGUAUACUUUUACUCUUUACUUACAUCGUACUGUUAAAACUCCUUCUCGUCUACGAAUAAUACUUAAUUUAAACGUCGUAUUCGAAAGAAAAUUUUCGGUUCGAGUGUUGAUCGUAAUACGAGUACGAGCUCUACACUGGUGCAUCCGCGUCCGUUGAAUUAUUGUGGUAAUGUUUCGUAACAUCGUCGUGUUGCAUCUGCCAUCGAUGUUGUUGUAUUUUUCGCCUUGAAAUAUGCUCAUAUUUGGGUCAAUUGUCGUAAAUUAAUCCUGCGUGUGUAUAUGCUUGUUGUGUUGUGAUUUGGAAUAUAGAAAAAGAAUCAAUAUGCCUUCUGUGCUCACAACCGUGUUGCCGUCCUUGCUGGGUAGAUGGUUAGAGAUGCCGCUUUCGGUGCUACUGUGCGUCGUUGAUUUAUGUUUCUUAACCGUCAACAAUGGUAAUACGACGACGACUGUCGAUAUAACACGCGCUAGUACGAUGACCGAUCGAUUGGAUGCUGUCGAUAUUGACGAGGUGUUAAAAAAUACCAGAUUGUUUAACAGUUACGUUAAGUGUAUCCUCGAUACUGGACCUUGUACGGCGGAAGGACGAGAAAUGAAACGCGAAACGUUAGAAGUACUCCAUACAGGUUGUUCUAAUUGCACCGAAAAGACCAAACAACGUAUUAAGAAGAGUUUCUUAAGGCUCAAGUCAGAUCCGAGGUUUCGAGAAUCGUAUAAAAAAGUCCUCGAUAAAUACGAUCCGGAUAAAAAAUACAUCGCUAAUUUGGAGAAAUUCUUAACCUAGCAUUAAUUUUUCCUCGUGUACUUAAAUAUGUAAAUAUUCCCUGCAUCCCUUUUGCGAAAAAAAAAACAAUUCACAAAACGGUCAACUUGAACGAGUUCAAGUUACAAGAAAACUGUACCAGUUUUGGGAAUGGAUUUUUCGCCUUCAUUUUUCCAUAUAAUAAAAAUGAUAUGAACCUAUUUUUAUAAGAACUAUCGUGAUUUUAUUUAAAGCAUUUAAAAUUGUUAUUAUGUGUCGUAGUUAUAAUUUUAUUACCUGUUUUUUUGCUCAUUUUUAUGUAUUUUCUUCUUUUUUUAAAAUUAUUUUUACAUGAUGUAAUUAUAAGGCUAUUAUUAUACUCUGAUACGGAAGUAAUACUCGUAAGUAUGUUCAAAGGCGCCGAAAAAGAGGAAAUAAGUUUAUAGAUUUAGGUAGAAAAAAAGUUUAUUACCUAGGGUUUAAAAAUUAUCGAUAUUUUUGAUACUUAUUAUUCUUGCUAAGUGCCAUAAAAAUGUUUCAUCGUGUUUCGUGUACUUUUUUUCUUCUUUCGAAAUUAAAAUCGACGGAUAUCUAACUUCCUAGUUUUGAAACAUUUUUAAAAAACUUUUACACGAUAAUUAACCUUGUUUAGGAAGCAUAAAAAGUAUACCAUAAUGAAAGGGUUUGAUGAACUUGGUGUAUUUGAAAUUUUUUAUAAUAAGUAAGCAGGUAUACUUGAAAAAGUCAUGAUGUAUAUUUUCUUAAAAUUUAGAAAUGAUUUUUCACAAAAAAUUGAUCAAGUUGGGAAAAACUUCAUAAUUUUUUUCAAUCAGAAAAAAAAAAUGCGAAGCCAAACUCAAUUUUUUCGCAUCUUUUCUUGAUUUUCAACAACAAAAAUGUCAAUUUUCUAUGUAAAAAAAAAAUACAAUAAAUAGGUACCUACCUACUUCAAAAGAUAAAUUUUGUAUAUCAGUGUUCAUUUUUUUUUCAAAAAAAUUAAUUUUCUACCAAAAAAAAAUAAAAAUGAUUUAUUGGGAAUGCAAAGGGUCCUAAAGAAAAUUAAUAGAAUCGAAAUCUUAGACCGUGAAAAUUCCUGCCAGUAGAGUCUGGUCCAUUUUUCCUUCAGAACAUUUAGUUUUCGAGAUAUUAUUCAAGUUCAAAAGUUCAACUUUUAUCUUCUGUUGAAAAUAGGUAUCCCGAAAGCAGAACCCAAACUUUAUAGCAAAAAUACUACCUAUGUAAUUAAACUCAAGUGAUGAGAAAUUUGAUGAUACCUAUUUGAUUUCGUUUUUACUCGUUUUUUUUUCAUUGGAUCCUUCGCUCAGCCAAGAAAUCGAUCCUUCGUUCCAGUGCUCACUUAUUUCAGUCAUAGAAAUUAAUUUUCCACCAAGAAAUCAGUUUAUUGGGGGGGUGCGUAAAAAGGGCCUUAAAAAAUGAAUAAAAUCAAAAUAGUCGAUCGAAAAAUUUUCUGUUUAAAAAAAGGGCCUUUUUGAGAUUUUGGUGAAUGAAACUAGACUUUUAGUAAAUUAGACAAAAACAGGGUUUUUUGUAAAAAAUUUGAAAAAACAUGUUUUUUUCUCAAUUUUUAUAAAAAUUUGUUUUUUUGCAAAGACAAAUAAGCAACACAUUCUGGAAAUUUUGAACAAUAAAAAAUUUGUUUCUACAAUUUUGGCAAAAAAUAAAAUUGUCUGGAAAGUUUUUGAUAUUUUUAAAUAAAAAAUCACUAAAAAAAAUUAAUCGAACCAAAAUUUUCAACUAAAAAAUUUCCUAUAAAAAAGCGGGUCUUAUUGAGAUUUUGGCAAACAAAAUUAGAUUUUCUUUAAUGUAACGUGGACUAAAACAAACAAAAAACUGGCUUUUUUGGCAACUUUGAGGAAACAUAAAAAAUAUCAGUUCAUCUUUGGGAAAACCUCUCCCACUUGAAUAGACUUGAAGAAGUCAUCCUGACACGACUGAGAAUUAUAGACACACCAAAAUCACACAUAACCACUUUUACCUAAAGGCCCCUGAGCCCUCAUGUCAAUUUUGCUCAUCUGAACCCAUAUCUGUUCAACUCGUACUAUUCUAUUGCCCCCAUUUACACCAAGAUCGAUCAUCUCUUCAAAAUAAAUGAAAACUCUCCCUUCAUUCCUGACAACCCCUCCGAAAUAGAAAAAUUUAUUACUGUAAUUAAAAAACACAACCUGACAAAUUCAAUAUAAACUGACUUAGGGUCUAAUAAUCUAGUAAUUAUAAACACCCCCCCCCCCCAUGAGUCUUCUUUACGAUUUUCACAAAAAAGUAAGAUUUUUCGGAAAUUUUGAUAAAUUCGUUUGCAAUUUUCACAUAAAAGCAACACAUUCUGGAAAUUUUGACCAAUAAAAAAUAUUUUUCUACAAUUUUGGCAAAAAACAAGACUACCCAGAAAGUUUUUGACAUCUAUAAACAAAAAUCAAUUUUUCAUCAAAAAAUCAGUUUAUUUGGCGUGCAAAGAAAAAAAUUGAUUGAACCAAAAUCAUCGAGCGAAAAAUUUUCUUGUCAAGAAAACCUCAUGCCUUCUUCGACUCUUGCAAAAAAAUCACGCUUUCUGCAAUUUCCCCAAAAAUCGGGUUUUUUGACAAUUUUGACAAAACUGGGGGGGUCUUUUAAAAAAUUUUCCCAGUUGUUUUUUGCAAUUUUGACCAAAAAAACCAAGUUUCAAAUUUGGCAAAAAUCAACUUCUUGGCAAUUUUGAUGAAAAAAAACAAGAUUUUUUUGCAAUUUUUGUGCAAACCCCCAGAUUUUUUACACAAGUUUUUUCUUCAAUUUUGGCAAAAAAAAAAACUCAACUCCUGCAUAUGUUUGUGCAUUUGGGAUAAUGGUUGGGAAAACGUGGAUGGGGAAAUAGGUCUUUUGGGGAAAUGGUAAAUUGGGGUUUCCGUGAAAAACCAUGUGAAAUUAUUGUAGAAUUUGUAAAAAAAAAAAAAAAACAAACAAAGUGACGAGGAAAAAGGAAAAACCAAUCAAUCGAAACCUAAAAGCUGAAAAAUCAAUGAUUUUUGAAAAUUUUCAGGUGUCAAAAACAAAUCAAGUAGAUCCUAAGAAAAGAUUGUAAUCCCAGAAAUGGGAUUAUCUAAUUCUCACUUCUCCCACCCCCUCCCAAAAAAAUGUAUUAAAAACAGUGGUGGAAUCUGCUGAACAGUGGUGGAAUCGUCGUUGGGCGCUCUCAGCCGGUCUUGGUGAUUUGGUGAAAUGCGCCGAUGGAUGCCCAAUGUGGCAGGGAUCGCGAAAUUUGAAAAAAAAAAAAAAAAAAAAAAAUUCAUCUGGGAAAAUAUAUUAAGUAAAGUAGAUACUUGAAUUUUCGAAAAACCAAAUUUCCAAUCAAUGUUCAUUUUUUCAUAAAUUUUUAUACAUAUUUCAUCUUUUUUCAGUGACCAUUCUUAUUGAGGGGAGGGGGGAGGGAAAGUUCAUCAUAUUAUUAUUUGUUCGCUGAGAAUUAAAAUUUUCUAAAUUGUACACAAAUUUUUUGUAUUUUUUAGACACAUUGUCUCUUCAUUUCUCAUCGUUUUUCCCCAGCUUGGUCAACUUGGCAAUGUGAAUUUUUCUCGUUAUCAGUUUUAAAAGGUUGCGAAAUUUUGAUCAUCUCCAUUUUUGGGCCUAAUAUAACUCUUCAAAUCUAAUAACUAGAUAAAAUACACUCCCCAGACACAGAGCUUUCUUUUAAUCUGAAAAUAUAAGCAUAGGUAUAAAUUACGAUACAUAUGUCAACAAUUGAAAUGCAACAAAGCAAGGAAUUUUCCCAUCUAUCAAUUUUAUAUGCAACCGAAAUCCAAACAUCUAGAGCUAGACCUACCUUAAUAGAUACUUAAUCACAAACCGAUAUAGGAAAAUUUCGAAAAACUUGGCCUUAAAAUUCGAACAUUAUUGUAACUUUUUAUAUGUACCUACUCGUAUAUUGGAACGAAAAGAACGAAAAAUGAAAUUUAUUAUUAGAUUUCUUAAUUCUUAUUCGCUUAGGUUAAUUUCCAGUACCUAAGUUCUCGAUUCGACAACGAAUACUCAUGACUUAUUACAUAAUUCUACAAAUUUGUGUAGAUUUUUUUUUCGACUACUAAUUACUAUCCUAGCUGGCUAUUUCAAUGGCAUAAAUAAUAACAUCUGAUGAUCACAAUGGAGGAACAAAGUCGAUGAUUUGUUCAAAAUUAGGUACAUUAGAUUUCCAAGUUUUUGGUAAUUGUCGUCUAUAUAUGUAUUAUGUACAUACCUACUUGGGAAUUUAUUUUUUGCCAUUUCUUGUAAGUCGUAUAGCUCGAGUAAAAUAAUUACCGAUGUGUAAUUAUUUUAGAAUUUGUUUUUAAUGAUAUAUUUUUUAUGCGUGAAGCAACACGCGUUCAAUUCAAAAGCACGGUUUUCUGUAAUAUACGAGUAUUUUAAGAUAGGUAAGAAGUAUGUAUGUACUAAGUAAGUACAUUAGACUGAAGAUGAAAAAGGAAUUUUUUUAAAAAUCAUCAUUGAUAGGUUAGGUACGUAUUUUAGACGAUUUCAGUAGAUGCUAAUUUAGAUUACCAAUCCAAUAAGUACCAAGCUACCAACCUAUAAUUUAAUUAUGUAGGUAGGACUUUAUCUUCAACAAUAGAUUUAUAGUAAGUAUGUGAGUAUAGAAGUAGAUUACCUGUACCUAUUUCAUGUGUCAUAAAUUAGCUUUACUUGCAUGUACAAAAGUUUCUCUACGACGUUUUUUUUAAAAAAAAUACUUAAGCUAAGUUACUGAUAAGAGUGAUAAGUAUUUAAUUUUUUUCAAAUUUUUUGAUUGUAGCUUCGUCAUUCUCAUUAUUAAAUAUUUUUCAACAGUG